This is a messenger RNA of Serendipita indica DSM 11827, 810 nucleotides long. The record is from the annotation of a GenBank genome assembly. NCBI's taxonomy places the organism in Eukaryota, Fungi, Basidiomycota, Agaricomycetes, Sebacinales, Serendipitaceae.
AUGAACAAGGAAUUUGUGCUCGACUUUUCUGGAAAAACUAUUGUUGUAACUGGUGGGAACCGCGGGACGGGCUAUGAGCUCAGCCGUGCAGUGGCAAGGGCAGGCGCAAAUGUCGCUAUCAUCUACCGCGCUACCCCUGACAACAAAAGCAAUGCAACCAAUGCCAUCGACAUAUCCGCCAUGCUCGCCCAGGCGUUUGGCGUAAAGGCUGCAGCAUACAACUGCGACGUCGCUGACGAGGUAGCAGUGAAAUCCACCCUAAGGACCAUCGAACAGGAAGUUGGACCUAUUGCUGGUCUCGUCGCUUAUGCUGGCGUCACCGUCGUCAAUCCCGCAUGGAACCUCACACCAGAAGACUUCCAAACGGUAUUCUCUGUAAAUGUCCUUGGGGUCUUUAACAGUUGCAAGGCUGUUGCUCAGCUAUGGCUCGAGCACCAACGUUCAGGCUCCAUAGUAAUCAACACUGCUCUUAGCUCGGAGCUUCUCAGCCAGACUUCAUCGAGUUCCCAACUCAAUCAGGUGUUUUAUGACUCGUCGAAAGCUGCUGUGAACCGUCUUGCCAGAGGACUGGCAGCAGAAUGGGCACCACAUUCGAUCCGUGUCAACGUCCUCAGCCCCGGCUAUGUGAACAUGCAGCCAGCAUCCACGGAAGCCACUCGUGAAGUACAAAAUGGAGAUAAGGUAUCGGAAAAGAGGGCGGCUCUACCCGAAGAAAUGGCCAGUCAGACCGUUCUCCUGUUAUCCGACUACGCUACCUAUAUUACGAGUGGAGAGUACUUCGCCGACGGUUUGUCGUUGACGAGCUCUUAG